AGUCAUAAAGAGCACAGUAACAUCAUUUGAUAGAGCAAAUUCUCACCUACAGAAUGCUAUUUUUCGAUGUCAUCACUACCAUUAGCUCUGCAUUUUUGACAGCAUUGAAGAAGAGACUGCAUACCAUGCUCAUAAAAAUCUGCACCAAAGGAGGUGACCUACUGUUGGAGAGUGUUUCACCACCCACCCCUCACUGUGCUCACAUCCAGUGGUUGGCCUCUGCCAACAUUCAGCAAACGUCAAUGAAUGUCAGUGGGUGCUAUUGUUUCCACACGGAGGAAUUAGAUUCCACCUCUUUUGCUUCAUCUGCCCUUCCAUGUCAGAUGCCAUUGUGUCAUUUUGCCCCUCUGCUGCCGUCUGUCACACGGCAACAACAUGUAACGGAAUAUUGGUGGGAAAGUUCAGCUUCUACUGCCAUAUCACCUACAUCGGCCUCAGCAUCUGCCCCCGUCUCGCCCCUCCCCGCCCCGCCCCGGCUCUCCCGCUCCCGGCAGGACAGGGGCGGUCCCGCGUCGCCGCUUAUUUGACCCCGCUCCGGGGGAGCCUCGCUCUCUUUCUGCCCUGGCCGCAGCUCUGCUCGCUCGCCGUAGUCCUCUGCCAUGCCGAACAUCGUGCUGUUCAGCGGCAGCUCCCACCACGACCUGUCCCAGCGGGUGGCCGACCGCCUGGGGCUGGAGCUGGGCAAGGUGGUCACCAAGAAGUUCAGCAACCAAGAGACCAGUGUAGAGAUUGGUGAAAGUGUGAGAGGAGAAGAUGUGUAUAUUAUCCAGAGUGGCUGCGGAGAAAUAAAUGACAACUUAAUGGAACUGCUCAUCAUGAUCAAUGCUUGCAAGAUUGCAUCAUCCUCCAGAGUCACUGCAGUAAUUCCAUGUUUUCCAUAUGCCAGGCAAGAUAAGAAAGACAAGAAGGGAGCCGUGGAGCGUUGGAGUCGUGCUCCAAUCUCUGCAAAACUUGUUGCCAACAUGCUGUCAGUUGCGGGGGCUGACCACAUCAUCACCAUGGACCUGCAUGCUUCUCAGAUCCAGGGUUUCUUUGACAUUCCAGUAGAUAACCUGUAUGCAGAACCUGCAGUGCUGCAGUGGAUUAAAGAAAACAUUUUGGAGUGGAAAAACUGUAUCAUAGUCUCACCUGAUGCAGGUGGUGCGAAAAGAGUUACUUCAAUCGCUGAUAGGUUGAAUGUGGAAUUUGCUCUCAUUCACAAGGAAAGAAAGAAGGCAAAUGAAGUGGACAGAAUGGUCUUGGUGGGAGAUGUGAAAGACAGAGUAGCCAUUCUUGUCGAUGAUAUGGCUGAUACAUGUGGCACAAUAUGUCAUGCAGCAGACAAGUUAGUAUCUGCUGGAGCCACCAAAGUUUAUGCUAUUCUUACUCAUGGCAUCUUUUCUGGUCCUGCUAUUUCUCGGAUUAAUAAUGCAGCAUUUGAGGCUGUUGUGGUAACUAAUACAAUCCCCCAGGAAGAGAAAAUGAAACACUGCCCCAAAAUUCAGUUUAUUGACAUUUCCAUGAUCCUGGCUGAGGCCAUUCGAAGAACGCACAACGGUGAAUCUGUAUCUUACCUGUUCAGUCAUGUCCCCUUGUAACUGCACGAAGUUACAUUGCAGCCUUUCAAAGGUCCUGUCAACUAGCACUGUUGUUUUUAGCAGUGCACCUGAAACACAAGAAAUCAGUAUAUUUGUAAAAUUCCAGAGCUUUUAUGUUUAAUUAUUAUAUUUGUCUUGUAAUUAACAUUUUUUCUUUGUAAAUGGACAAUAAAUCUGUCUUGCAGAAACUUUUCAUGAA
Numida meleagris (helmeted guineafowl) is the source of this 1776-nucleotide messenger RNA. It is a transcript of the gene PRPS2, whose product is annotated as phosphoribosyl pyrophosphate synthetase 2. The transcript has 8 exons. Gene Ontology annotation, biological process: purine nucleotide biosynthetic process; 5-phosphoribose 1-diphosphate biosynthetic process; ribonucleoside monophosphate biosynthetic process. The record is from RefSeq and is a predicted model, not a curated record. Lineage: Eukaryota; Metazoa; Chordata; Aves; Galliformes; Numididae. Gene Ontology annotation, molecular function: magnesium ion binding; ribose phosphate diphosphokinase activity. Gene Ontology annotation, cellular component: ribose phosphate diphosphokinase complex; cytoplasm. The coding region runs from base 600 to 1577 and encodes 325 amino acids.